This is a messenger RNA of Phlebotomus argentipes, 771 nucleotides long. RefSeq names its product alcohol dehydrogenase 1-like. Gene Ontology annotation, cellular component: cytoplasm. The transcript has a single exon. Gene Ontology annotation, molecular function: oxidoreductase activity, acting on the CH-OH group of donors, NAD or NADP as acceptor. Lineage: Eukaryota; Metazoa; Arthropoda; Insecta; Diptera; Psychodidae. The record is from RefSeq and is a predicted model, not a curated record. The coding region runs from base 1 to 771 and encodes 256 amino acids.
AUGAGUUUUGUGCACAAAGUGGCUUUAGUUACUGGAGCAGCUGGAGCAAUUGGCAGAGCAAUUUGUGAGGAGCUCCUGAAGAGUGGCGUAAAACGCUUGGCAGCUGUGGAUUUGCACUCUGAUAAGCCACAGAUUGUGACUGAUUGGACGAACAAAUACAGAGAAACCACCAUCAAAUACUUCCCCGUGGACGUGACGUCGCUCGAAGACCUCAAGCAAUGCUAUGAAACAUUCACAGAAAGCUCCGAAAGCUUAGACAUCGUGGUGAACAGCGCGGGAAUUUUCAAUGAGAACGACUACCGGAAAGUUGUGGAUGUGAAUCUGAGUGGAAUCAUUGGAUCAAGUCUCCUGGCCAUUGAACACAUGAGACUUGAUAAUGGCAGAGGUAAAGGUGGAAUUGUUCUGAAUGUCGCUUCAGUGGCUGGCUUGUCGCCCUUCAGUUCGGUCCCAAUCUACAGCACGACAAAGCACGGAGUCAUCGCCUUCACGCGUUCAGUGGCACACAGACGAGAGAAUCUGGGCGUGAAAUUGCUAACUCUCUGCCCUGGCACAACGGAAUCCCGGCUUCUGGACAGAGUCUCUAUGCCAGAAUACAGUUUCAAACUUUACCAAGAGCCGGAAAUUGGCGGGAAAACUGAAUAUCCUCCCCAGAAUCCGUCGGUCGUGGGAAAAGCAGCGGUGAAAGUGAUGCAAGAGGGCAAGAAUGGAAGUGUGUGGAUCAUAAACAGUGGCAAAAUGUACGAGAAAAUCUUACCACAAGUUAAAUUUUAA